CUAAUUAUUAUUGAACCCAUGGUCUUACAAACCUCGGGGAUUGGUCAGAGCUAUUGAUUGUCAGUUAUUAUCAUUGGGAUUGAAAAAUUCUUGUGACAGCUUGGUCCUUCGAAGCCGGAUUUCAAUACCUGUUUUCUGUCGUCCCACGGGAGCGCCGAAAACCUUGCACGGACAGAUCAGAGAUCCGUAUGUUAAAGACCUGACCUCUGGAAAUUGAGGUUCCAUUUCAGGCCGGUGGUGAACUGGUACGCGACAGAAAACGGUGACGAAAUCUAAACCACAUUGAAACCUCAGCUGCAAAAAACUAAGUUUGUUUCUCAGGGCUACCUCAGAAGGACAUGGAGAGGUCUGAGCUGCAGAGAGCUUUGACUGGUACUGUGGACGUGGAGGGAGCUGUACGACAGCCUUUGCUGGGCUGUGUAGCUAGAAGCUGAAAGAUGUCUUCACGUGGUGUCUGUCUGAAGCGCGAGGCUUGGGCAGGGCUGACGCUCUUUACUCCACCUCGCGGCGGCCACAACCCUGCAUUGCGAUGCAGUUCUGCCGCUCCGUCUCCCCAUCCACUCAGUGACGCUGUCAUCAUGGAGGAAGAACAGUUACCUGCUACGGAGUGAAGACGACAACCACACAAACGCGAGGCCACCACCGGCGGCAAUCUAUUGCGUCUUUUUAAGGCUCCUCUCAUUUCUUCUUUCCUGAAUACAUCGGCCAUUGCCCGUGUGUCAUUUCUAAAGAAACGAUAAGGAACUCGGCAAAACCAUAAAAAUGAAGCAUUUUUUGAGGGUGGUGACACAGUUCUUUGUGUUCCUGUACUGUAAAUGUCUGUGGCGAGGCCUGAAGUUUGUGAUCAGGAAGGUCACGGGGAGGUGCGAACUGCAACGGAUAUGCCACAACAACAAGCCAGGGGCCCGAAGGACCCUUAAGAUCGAGUCUUCCCUCAGGUACUCAAAGAAUGAGCUGUGCCAGUCUGCCCUCAGUGCUCACCCAGACCGAGUGGAGAAGACCAUCGAUGACAUCAUGACCCUGAAGAAGGUCAACCCUGACACUAACCCACAGCUAGGCAUCUCCCUCCAGGCCAGUCUGUUCCAGAUCGUCGGCUACCGUAGCCUGGUGUCGGAGGUGGAGAAGCUACGCAGGGAGCCAUACGACUGUGAGAACCCCGACCAUGAGGAGAUGCUGAUGAAGCUGUGGAAGACACUGCGUCCUGAUUCACCACUCACUGGGCGGAUCUCCAAGCAGUGGUGUGAGAUCGGUUUCCAAGGCAAUGACCCCAAGACUGACUUCAGGGGCAUGGGUCUACUGGGCCUACACAAUCUUCUAUAUUUUGCUGAGCAUGACAAGGCCACCGCUCUCCAGGUGCUUCAUGACUCCUUGCAGCCGAAACACAGGAGCAUUCCCAAAGAGGCAAGCAAAAUGAGCAAAGCAGAAUGGGAACAGAAGAACUUUGAUAAAGCAAUUGGAUACUCCUUUGCCAUCGUGGGCAUCAACAUCACGGAUCUGGCCUACUCUCUGCUGGUGAGCGGAGCCCUGAAGACCCACCUGUACAACGUAGCCCCGGAGAUGCCCAGCCUCAGCCACUUCCAGCAGACCUUCUGUUACCUAAUGCAGGAGUUCCAUCGGUUCUGGAUCGAGGAGGACCCCUGUGACAUCAUGGAGUUCAACCGUGUGCGUUCCAAGUUCCACCGGCGGGUGCUGCGGCAGCUCAAGAACCCCGACAUGGCGCUGUGCCCCCACUUCGCCGCCUCCGAUCUCCACCUGGUCAACCUGUAAAUACACUCCCCCUGACUUCUAACCCCUGACCCUAUACCUCUAACUUCCUCAACCCCCCCUCCGUCCUCCGUCCUCCCAGCUACAUCACGUCACUGCCAACCGCUCACCCCGCCAGCGCUCACACACAUGCUCACACACACCCUCCCCUCCACGCCCUGCCUCUAACCCCCACAGCGACUUCAGAACCACCAGCACCACUAGAUGACCAUGGCGAUUGUAGGGGUGCAUGAUGAGGCUGCACCACAUAGUCAUUCACUGACUCAUUGUUAUUCCUUGCUUUAAUGAUUUGUGAUUGUACAACAGCCAUCCAUUGCUGGUUAUGUAUUGCUAUUAUUAUGCAUUUUUAAAGAAAUAGUUUACCCAAAUUACAAAAUGAAUAUGCACUUUGGGUGAACUAUCCCUUUAACUGAAUCAUCAUGGAACAAGUGCUUUGUUUUCUCCAGUCCGUUAGCCCCUUGAAUACAUCUCAUUGUGAUGAAUGUUCGGCUGUGACACCAAAAAUAUUUGAGUCCAUUUAAGGAGACAGUGCUUCCUCUUUACCAUUAGACAGGGCAAUAACAGUAGGCCUAAGCUGUGCUGUCAGAUUGUCAGAAGUCACAAACUGAAAAGGCUUCAUAAGCUUCCUAUGCUUAUGUAGGGAAUUGUACAAGAGCUAUGUACUUAUUCUAUAUUUGGCUCUGUAGUGUAGUGUACUGCACUGUACUGUAUAAGGAAGUCAGAGUUACUAUCUAGUCCUAUGUUGCCUGCCUUAUUUAAGUGGGGAUGCAGCAAGGCUUUGUGUUGCAAUGUGCAGACAGAACAUUCUAUCGGUUGAGGAGGGGUAUAUGAAGGAAAUGAAAGUAGGCUACUAAAAGAAGAUUGCUUAAUGAUACAUGAGCUGGAAAAAAAGGGCCUAUGCACUAUAUAGGACUGGAUUCAUUUACAGUCAAAACCAAUCAAGAGAGAUAGCAGACAUUCAUUCAUCCAAUUAAAUCACUCGCAGCCAUCAUCUCAGCAAGGCCGUUUCUUUUCUAAAUCAUUUGUCCAAUAUUUAUCAAUUGUAUUUAAUCACAUUUGAGGUCAAAUGCAUGAUAAGAACACUUCACACGAGCAUAAUUCUCAUUGCCAAAAUGUAGACUAAUGUGGACAAUUCACAUGAAUCAGAAUAGCCGUUUGAAGAAAUGGUCAUUUAUUUUAUGAAUGUUAUUCAGCUAUGUCCAUGAUUGUUUGAUUUGUAAAUCUUUAUUCAACUAUGUCCACGAUUGUUUUAUUUGUAAAUAUUUUUAGAUAUAUUGAAUGUGACACAUUAAAUGUUCACUGAAUUAGUAAAUCAAUUAUUUACAUUCCCCCCAUGAGACGUACAUAUGACUUUGGGUGUUUUCAUACUUGGUCCCUUUCAGACAAUUUUUGUGAACUCAGUGCGGCUUGCUUAUUUUUUUCAUGCAGUGUGAACACUCCAAAGGAACUCAGACCCCUCAAAAGAGCCCCCGAAGUAAAACCAAUCUCGAGGGGUGGUCUGAGUUCAGGUUCCCUUAAAUUUCGUGGUCCUAUUCCCUUUUUUAGGGCAAUGUGAGCACAAAGCUCCACAGGUUCACUUGUCAUUAUUCCCGUACGACACACUAGACUACUGCAACACCAUUUCUUCUGCCAUAACCCCUCGCAUUGGUACCACAAAAGAGAGAAGAUGAUGAUGUGCUGGGACGUAUUCAUUCCACUGAUUCUGUUGCAAACGUUUCUUAAACGGAAGUAGACGGAAUGAAAAUGGAGAGGAACCUACCUGAAUUUGUCCAAUACAAAAAUGUGUUUUAGGUUGACUGUUUGGCUAAUGAUUACACCCCAGACUCACUGAAAAUACCUGUGCUGUUUUUGGAUAUAGAUUAGUGAUUGUCAAGGAUGCACAGAAAUUCCAAAAUAUGUGAGUUUUUAGUUCAGAUUAUUUGUUUGCAAAAUGUGAUCUAUAGACUAAGCGAGCUUCAUAAACUGUUUAUUCAAUCGUGCAGUAAGAAACUACAAUAUGUAACUUUUUGGGCGUCCUGACCAAAUUCACAUAGAAAUGUGAGUUAAAAAUGAAUUCCCGUUGAAAGCAAGUCUACGAAGCUGUAGAUGAGUGCUGUUUCUAUGCUACCCGUUCUGAAGUUUCGUUUUUGCGUAGUUUUGUACACCAGCGAAUUCUGCAUAGUGCAUCUUUAGGUGAAAAUCACAACACGGAGUGCAAAAUAAAUGAUAUCUCUGAAAGGACCAGUAGCCUACAUUGGGUGUACAAUUUUCAAUUACAGCAUUAUUUAAUCUGCAGAUAUUUGUCUGCUAUUUAUUCUGUUACCAAUAGUAAUUACAUGUUAAUAGUAUCUUCUGAUUACAAUUAUAUCUCAUCUUUUAACUAAAUGCAAUUUAUUAGCUACCAAAAUGUAAGUAGGUAUAUCUAGCUGUCCGAUAACACACGCUGAUGGAAUGGUUUGUCCUGCACUUUGUAAAAACCCAGAGUGAAUUGAGUGAAUGUUGGAAAAAGAAUGGUUCCUUUCUAAACAUAGAAAUAUGAAUGCAAAGAGGUCUUGAACCACAAAAUGGGUGAAGUGAACUGGCAAAAGAGUUGAGUACUCAUUCAAAGGCAAAGGCAGCAUGAACACAAAGAAAAUUGGGUUAUUUAGCUAUUAUUUAUCUUCACUUUAAAAGAGGACUGAGAUUAGUUAUUUUAAAAAGGCCCAUGUGAAAACACCCUUAGUUGUUACUGUAGGCUAAAAUCUUGUUUGCAACAGUUCUGCCUGUGUUGUUGUUUUACUCACUGUAUGGCAUAAUCAAUUAAAACGAAAAGACAAUUUAAUGUAACCGAUGAUUUUGGAAGGAAGCGGGAUCACAAGCGUUAUUCCCCAUAGAAUGAGCUGUGUCUAGUGACUGACUAAAGCUUACACCAAUGCCUCCAAACUGAAUUGACAUUUUGCUGUGUUUUUUUUGUUACAGUGACUAAUUUAUAUUACAGUGACUGGAAUAUUAUUCCAGGUGUGCAUGUUUUGUACUUUUCCAUUCUACUUCUUUUGAACGAGGUAAAGACCACUAAUUUCUAAUGGUUAAUUAAAGGGACAUUUUACACGAUACAUGAACGUUUGUCAGAUGUUUUCAGACCUCAACUACGUUGUGAGAUGUAGUGAAAUCAGACUACUUUUGAGGUCUGAAAACAUCUGCCAAACUUUGAUCUGAAAGUGUAAUGCCCUUCUGAGAUUUUUAUGGUUCAGACAGUUCACUGCAUGAUAUUAUCAGCUAGGACUUUCAGUGAACACCACAAACAUCAUUAUCAUAGGCCUUCUUUAAAAAAAAACGUGUCUUGUUGAAAUGCCAUGCUUGCACAGUUUCUUUAUUUGGAAUAGUAUGUAUGAACAGGUUUGUUACCUUUUAAGUGAAUGUCAAUGCUUGUGAUCCGUAGUUUUGCAGCAGUUUGCUUCACUGCAUGUCAACGUGUGGUUUGUCUCGUUACCCCUUUGUUCUUUCUUUCGCUUGAUGGUCGUCAACACUGCACUUUUGGAAAUAAAUACGAUUUCAUGUCAUUCAAAUAUACUAUAGUGCAACACUUAUUUAUUUGUGUUAUUUGAGUGUAUUUGGGCUUAAUGCUCAAUAAAGAUGUAGAUGUUGUUAGACACAAUCAGCUGUACAUACUGCUUGAAGAAAUGCUACUAAAGAGAUCAUCUUAAGCAAUAUGCAUGAUCAAACCCACGAUGUCGCUGCUCCUCCGGCAUCUUGUGCUGCUUCUGUUUAAGCCUAGAUCAUGAGAAGAUACAUUCUAGACAAUUAGGAACUUAUUUGUGCUUAAAUUCCUUGUGCUGUGUAACAGUUACUUUUUGAGACAACAAUAAAAUAUCAAUGUAAUUAAACAAUCAA
Molecule: messenger RNA, 5613 nt
Organism: Oncorhynchus tshawytscha (Chinook salmon)
Lineage: Eukaryota; Metazoa; Chordata; Actinopteri; Salmoniformes; Salmonidae
Gene: elmod1
Product: ELMO/CED-12 domain containing 1
Exons: 14
Coding region: 763-1767 (334 amino acids)
Molecular function (GO): GTPase activator activity
Source: RefSeq, a predicted model, not a curated record